CCUCAACGAAUCAGCUCCCUCCGAAAUUGACGAUGAGCUUUACGGCAGAUUAUGGAAAGGAAAAGUGAAUGUAAAUUUAUCGAUUCAAGAGAAAUGACGUCAGAAUUCGGGCCGAAAGUAAAUAAAUAUUUUCGUAGAAGUGAAAACGGUUCAGUGAAUCCAAUUCUUCGAAUUCUUCGUGUGACCUAACCUUAUCCUUGGAGUGUGACUUGUUUUGAUGUGUAAAUAAACCGAAAUAAACAUCAAAAUGAUCUUCGAACGAAUACUGAUUUUACGGGUGAUAAUCACAAGUUUGAUAGGAAUUACUUCCUAUGUCGGUGAUAGAUUAUUACAGGAAAAAAAUGAGGUUAUACGAGCUCUCUCUGACAAUUUUACACAUGCGACAGUCGGCGGUCUCACGUGGUCACUUAUUUUAAUUUUGUCGAAAAAAUCUAUUUUGCAAAAUAUUUCAAGUGUUGUUCUCUGCUUUUUUAUUGCAUCCUUUGUGGAUGUUGAUCAUUUUUUGGCGGCAGGAAGUUGGAAAUUGCACGAUGCUGCGCAUUCAGCUAAACGGGGGUAUCUGCAUUGUUCAACGAUACCAAUUACGAUGUGGCUCAUCCUUUUCCUAUAUUCGAAAAUAUUUAACCAACAAAAUGUGGCUAAUUAUGGUUGGAUAAUUUUGUCCAGUUUCUUGAGCCAUCACAUAAGGGAUGCAAAUAGAAGAGGCAUGUGGUUUUGUCCAAUAGGUUCAACUCCGCCGAUUCCUUAUUAUUUUUAUUUAAGUUUAAGCAUGAUUUUUCCAUAUAUUGUACAUUUUUGUAUGAGUUUAUUAACGACUCAUUCCAUUGAAAUUAAAGAGAGUUUAGUUAAUAUAGUUUAGAGACAACUUGAAAAGACUUUAAAAUCUAUAUUUUGUAUGAAAAAAAACGGAAUGACCAAUUUUAAAUAAAUAAUAAGAAAAAAAAUCGAAAA
Molecule: messenger RNA, 951 nt
Organism: Belonocnema kinseyi
Lineage: Eukaryota; Metazoa; Arthropoda; Insecta; Hymenoptera; Cynipidae
Product: transmembrane protein 267
Exons: 2
Coding region: 248-859 (203 amino acids)
Source: RefSeq, a predicted model, not a curated record